This is a messenger RNA of Bubalus bubalis (water buffalo), 1002 nucleotides long. RefSeq names its product MARCO like (gene MARCOL). The transcript is spliced from 2 exons. Bases 1 to 1002 code for a protein of 333 amino acids. NCBI's taxonomy places the organism in Eukaryota, Metazoa, Chordata, Mammalia, Artiodactyla, Bovidae. The record is from RefSeq and is a predicted model, not a curated record. Gene Ontology annotation, molecular function: protein binding.
AUGGUUAUCAUUCCAGUAUCUUCAACCCAGCCUUUGAAGACUGGAAGUGUUUUUAAACUAGGAGACAGUCCAGAACCUGCACUUAUUCUAGAGAGAGAAAAUGAAGCUAAUCAGCAAGGAGGACAAAAAGAAUUUAAAAGGGAAACAGGAAGCAACACCCAAGGAAAACCAGGGCCACUCAUUCUGCAAAGAGAACCAAGGUAUUCUAAUCAGCCAGGAAAACCAGAAAUUUUUAAACAGAAAGAGAGGCCAGGAGUCUUCAAUCAGCCUGGGAGUCUGCAAGGGAAUUCAGGACAAUCUAACCAAAAAGGGAAUCCAAAAGCUUCUAAUGAGCAAGGAAAACCAGGAUCUUUUAGCCAGCAAGGGAAGCCAGGGUCAUCUAGCCAGCAAGGAGAGCCAGGAUCAACUAGCCAGCAAGGAGAGCCAGGGUCAUCUAGCCAGCAAGGGAAGCCAGGGUCAUCUAGCCAGCCAGGGAAGCCAGGGUCAAAUAGCCAGCCAGGGAAGCCAGGGUCAUCUAGCCAGCCAGGGAAGCCAGGGUCAUCUAGCCAUCAAGGAGAGCCAGGGUCAACUAGCCAGCCAGGGAAGCCAGGGUCAUCUAUCCAGCCAGGGAAGCCAGGGUCAUCUAUCCAGCCAGGGAAGCCAGGGUCAUCUAUCCAGCCAGGGAAGCCAGGGUCAUCUAUCCAGCCAGGGAAGCCAGGGUCAUCUAGCCAGCAAGGAGAGCCAGGGUCUACUAGCCAGCAAGGGAGUCCCGGAUCAUCUAGCCAAAAAGGAAAGCCAAGAUUGUCUAGGCAACAGGGAAAAUCACAGUCUUUUUAUAAUCAAGAAGAAGGAAAAACUGGAGUCAACCCUUUGAAUGACAAUACAAUGGAGAUUCAGACUGGCCAUACUAGCAACAAGAACCCAACCGGAAAAACAAAAUGUCAGCCUAACUAUGAACCAGUCUGUGGUUCUGAUGGGAAAACUUAUGGCAACCACUGUGCAUUUAAUGAAGCAAAAAUGUAA